GUGUUUUUCGAAAAGAUAAAAGGGGACAUUCAUUAUUUUGUAAUUAGUUUAAAUAUAAGCUAUUGUCGCUUAACAUGGCUCAAAUUCCUUCAUUUCUUUGUAGAUUUGCUAGAUCUCCGAGCAAAAAACUGUUUAUUAAGUUGAAAGCAAAGAAUAAUGCUGUGAGAUCAAUUUCAACAUGCCAUUAUCUCUUAGGAAAAGUGUCAUUUAAAUUGUCUGAUAUUGGAGAGGGUAUUAGGGAGGUAGUGGUUAAAGAAUGGUUUGUUAAUGUCGGGGAUAAAGUAUCACAGUUUGACAACAUUUGCGAAGUCCAAAGCGAUAAAGCUUCAGUUACAAUAACAAGUAGAUACGACGGCGUUAUUACAAAACUUCAUUACAAGAUUGAUGAAACGGCUUUAGUUGGGCAACCUCUUGUAGAUUUGGAAACUGAUAAUCAGGAUGAUUCAGAUAAUCAGCCUGAAGAGCAAGAGGAAAGUACCAAAUCAACAUUACCACCAGAAAUUUCAAAUAAUAGUCCAGGACUUGAAGAUGAAGGUUUUACAUCAUCAAAGCCUGCAGUAUUAUGUAUACCAUCAGUGCGCCGUCUGGCAAAAGAUCACAAUAUAGAUUUAACUAAAAUAAAAGGAACUGGAAAGGAUGGUAGAAUCUUAAAAGAAGAUAUUUCCAAAUAUUUAGAAGGAACAACUGAAGCUAGAUCUGAAAUUUUACAAGCAAAAGAUGACGAAAUUGUUAAUGAUGUUAUACCAAUCAAAGGUUUUACAAAAGCUAUGUUCAAAACCAUGACUGAAGCUCUUAAAAUACCCCAUUUUGUGUACAGCGAUGAAAUAAAAGUUACAAACAUUUCUAAAUUACGCAAGGAAUUAAAAAAUCUGCCAGAACUUCAGAAAAUAAAAUUAACUUUCUUGCCAUUUUUUAUUAAAGCUACUUCUAACGCGCUAAGAAGAUAUCCAAUUAUCAAUUCAUCCAUAGAUGAAAAAUGCGAAAAUAUACUUCUGCAUAGGGACCACAAUAUUGGAAUUGCAAUGGAUACCGAACAAGGACUGGCUGUGCCUGUUAUCAAGAAUGUUGAGAACAAAACGAUAUUAAAUAUAGCGGAAGAAUUGAAUAAAUUAAUUGAGAAUGGCAAAAACGGCACGUUUGCUCCUAGCGAUUUAAGUGGCGCAACUUUUUCGAUUUCUAAUAUUGGAAUUAUUGGAGGAACAUACACAAAACCAGUAAUAUUACCACCUCAAGUUGCUAUAAUAGCUAUAGGAAAAGCACAGAUUCUACCCAGAUUUGAUCCAGCAGGAAAUGUAAUACCUGAAGAAAUAAUAAACAUUAGUGGCUCAGCAGACCACAGGGUUAUUGACGGCGUCAGUAUGGCCAAUUUCAUUACAGCCCUUAAGAAGCAGAUCGAAAAUCCAAACUUGUUGUUUUUAAAUUUGUGAAAGAAAUUCAUUUUUUACGUUAAUAAAUAAUUUAUUUU
Molecule: messenger RNA, 1465 nt
Organism: Sitophilus oryzae (rice weevil)
Lineage: Eukaryota; Metazoa; Arthropoda; Insecta; Coleoptera; Curculionidae
Gene: Dbct
Product: lipoamide acyltransferase component of branched-chain alpha-keto acid dehydrogenase complex, mitochondrial
Exons: 6
Coding region: 75-1427 (450 amino acids)
Cellular component (GO): mitochondrion; cytoplasm
Molecular function (GO): lipoic acid binding; acetyltransferase activity
Source: RefSeq, a predicted model, not a curated record